Molecule: messenger RNA, 1158 nt
Organism: Labrus mixtus (cuckoo wrasse)
Lineage: Eukaryota; Metazoa; Chordata; Actinopteri; Labriformes; Labridae
Gene: mllt11
Product: MLLT11 transcription factor 7 cofactor
Exons: 4
Coding region: 167-427 (86 amino acids)
Biological process (GO): positive regulation of DNA-templated transcription; positive regulation of release of cytochrome c from mitochondria; positive regulation of mitochondrial depolarization
Cellular component (GO): nucleoplasm; cytosol
Source: RefSeq, a predicted model, not a curated record
UUCGUGUGUAUUCGGGUGAGCUUGACGCAGGCGCAGAGCUGAUUUAACCUGCAGCAGCUGAGCAGCAGAGACUGAACCUCCUGCAACAAAAGAGACACAAACGAAUAAAGAAGAGAAACACGAGAACGGUUUCAUCUCUUAUCACCGGAAACACACAGAUUGAAUCAUGAUGGAGAAAUCAAACAGCCAAUAUGACUCCUUCCUGUACUGGAGGCAGCCAAUCCCGUCACUCGACCUGUCAGAGCUGGAGGACCUGGGAUUGACUGACAGACAGCCGACCAAUAGCAGCAAAGGAAAAGACAAGUCGUCCUCGCUGAGGGGUCAAGACGAGGAGGUUGGUCUGUCUGAGUUUUCGUCCUUCAACUAUUGGAGAGCUCCGCUCGCCGAUGUAGACGCUCUGCUGGCCGACCUCAACUUGCUGCUGUGAGACCAAGAAUCACCUGGAAUCAUCUGACCUUUGACCCAUAAUCAACCUGACCUUUGACCCCUAAUCAGCCUGACCCCGAUCAGUCCAAUCAGUUUGCAGAGAGCUUUGUUUUCACGAGUCUUCAUGGAGACGGAUCCUGGUUCAGGUUUAGAUUGUAGUCCCUCUGAGUCCAGCUCAGUCUGUCUGUAUCCAUGACGAUGAUCAUCACCUCAUCAAUCAUUCUGAUCAUUUCACGAGAACCCACCAAAUCACUGACACACACUAAUUUAUACCUGACUUUAAAGACAAAAGAAUGCUGAAAUGUACCGAGGUUAGUGAACGCAACGCCUGCAGUGAGUCACAUUAUUUUGUUACUCCUAACCCUCGACCUCACCUGUCAGUUUAAUCCAGAUCAAUCCUGAACCUGGAUCCAGAAUGUGUUCACCACUGAGUCCUGAUCCAGAUCACACACCUGAGUCCUGAUCCAGAUCAAGCCCCCGAUGUUCCAGUUUGAUGAAACACUGAUUGCUCCUCGUUAUGUGAAGGAACACUAAUUUGUUUGUCUCAUUAACGCUCAUUAUUUAUUUAUUUAUUUAUAAGAGAAGAAAUAUUUUAUUUUUCCAUCUGUGCCUUUUUGUUCGUCUCACCUGAUUAUUCAUGUUUCCAUUUAUUUCUCAUGUCGCUGAGCUAGUCUCAAACUGGAGCCACACGAGGACGAAAGACGUCCACCUCGUCCUGUCAGAAUGUAAAGU